This is a messenger RNA of Schizophyllum commune H4-8, 905 nucleotides long. RefSeq lists its product as uncharacterized. Lineage: Eukaryota; Fungi; Basidiomycota; Agaricomycetes; Agaricales; Schizophyllaceae. Bases 152 to 658 code for a protein of 168 amino acids. The record is from RefSeq and is a predicted model, not a curated record. The transcript has 2 exons.
GCAGCGGCGGUGAUGCGCGAGAUCAGCGAGCGCAUCUCCGAGAGCCGGUAAGUACGUCUUCGACGUGAGCCAGUGUGUACGUCUCUGAUGACUAUUCCGCGCUCACCGGGGCGAAGGUAUGUGUACUUCGUGCAGAUGACGGUGGCGUGGGAUGGGGUGGGGGACAAAUGAUCAUUGCGUGAGAGGGAGGGAAAGGGAGGGAAUGAGGGGAGGGGGAGGGCAGGGGGCAAGAGGAGGGGAGGGGGAGGGGAGAGAAGAGGGAAGGGAGGUGGGGGGGAGUGGGAAAGGUAGGGAGGCGGGUGAGGCGACGAAGCGCCGGGGGAACGAGCGCGCGCAAGGGACGGGAGGGACGGGAGGUAAGGAGAAGCGUGCAAGAUCUAGUCGAGCUAAGGGGUCAACGGUCUUGUUCAUCGCUUCGAGGGACCAACCAUCUUUGGUACCUCUCGUAGACGCGAGACGGGGAGCAACAAUCUCGCGCCCACCAUCGACGUUCCUCCCCUCCCUCGACGCUCCCCUCAUCCUCGACGCUCCCCUUCCUCCCCUCUUCAAGACUCGCUCACUAUCUCCCCUCAUCAAGGCUCACACACUCCCCCCCUCCCUCGCCUCCCUCCCCGGCGCCAAUCUGAAAGUCACCCCAACCCAAACAGCCUCCGCCUAAUCCAAGCGACGUCGGGGGAGAUGCGAGGGGCGCCCUUCGCUAGGAGACGCGCGAUACGCCCUGCGCUUGGAGAGGCCGGAGUGGCGAGCAGAACGCUUGAGAGGGGGGAAGGCGAACUGUGAGCGUCAGAUGAGAUGUGGGACAACCGCCAGAUUGGGGUGGGGAAGGGGGAGGGUGUGAGAAUGCUCGGUGAUGCCUUCUACCCUCCCUUCGCCGUCGACGUUCCCUUGCCGCUCAUCCUCCACCC